This is a messenger RNA of Oncorhynchus gorbuscha (pink salmon), 7945 nucleotides long. Its product is annotated as clathrin heavy chain 1-like. The transcript is spliced from 32 exons. Bases 328 to 5397 code for a protein of 1689 amino acids. NCBI's taxonomy places the organism in Eukaryota, Metazoa, Chordata, Actinopteri, Salmoniformes, Salmonidae. The record is from RefSeq and is a predicted model, not a curated record. Gene Ontology annotation, cellular component: extracellular exosome; clathrin complex; clathrin coat of trans-Golgi network vesicle. Gene Ontology annotation, molecular function: structural molecule activity; clathrin light chain binding. Gene Ontology annotation, biological process: receptor-mediated endocytosis; intracellular protein transport.
AUGAAUAGCAAAUUUGUUAUUUUGUAGAAUACCAUAAACAUUUGAGCUCCAUCAAUUUGUUUGUCUUCUCUCAGAGCUUUAAAGUCUAAUUGUUGUGGACUAUUUUACUUAGCGGAAGCGUAGAGUUUUGGUUCAGGAGUGUUGUUUGAGUGCAGCACCCAAUUCGGGUGAUAUCAACGUAAGCCGGCGAGACGCCUUUCAUUGUACAUCGUGUUUUACUUUUGAGAGCUUUUUGGGCACUUUUAAAACAAGACAACAUUCAUUCCUCCUCGUGUCCCCUUCCCCUUUCCUUUUCUCCGGACACUUGAAACACAAAAAGCAUAAAAAAUGGCUCAGAUACUGCCGAUACGAUUUCAGGAACAUCUGCAGCUGCAGAACCUAGGGGUGAAUCCGGCCAACAUCGGGUUCAGCUACCUGACCAUGGAGUCUGACAAAUUCAUCUGCAUCCGGGAGAAGGUGGGUGAGCAAAACCAGGUGGUGAUCAUAGACAUGGCUGACCCCAAUAACCCCAGCAGGCGACCCAUUUCUGCUGACAGCGCCAUUAUGAACCCUACAAGCAAGGUCAUCGCCCUGAAAGCUGCUAAGUGCCUGCAGAUCUUCAACAUUGAGAUGAAGAGUAAGAUGAAGGCUCACACCAUGACAGAGGAAGUCAUGUUCUGGAAGUGGAUCUCUGUCAACACCGUCGCCUUGGUGACUGAAGCGGCCGUCUACCAUUGGAGCAUGGAGGGGGACUCUCAGCCAAUCAAAGUAUUUGAUCGGCACGUCAGUCUGGCUGGUUGCCAGAUCAUAAACUACAGAACAAACGAACAGCAGAAGUGGCUUCUGCUUAUCGGUAUCUCGGCACAGCAAAACCGUGUGGUGGGGGCCAUGCAGCUGUACUCUGUGGACAGGAAGGUGUCCCAGCCCAUCGAGGGACAUGCUGCAGCCUUCGGAGAGUUUAAGGUGGAGGGCAACACCAAAGCCUCCACUCUCUUCUGCUUUGCUGUGCGCAGCCAGGCUGGUGGCAAGCUGCAUAUCAUAGAGGUGGGUCACCCGGCUACAGGGAACCAGCCAUUUACCAAGAAGGCGGUUGAUGUGUUCUUCCCUCCUGAGGCGCAGACAGACUUCCCCGUCGCCAUGCAGAUUGGCACCAAGCAUGGCGUGAUCUACCUCAUCACUAAGUAUGGCUACAUCCACCUGUAUGAUCUGGAGUCGGGAGUGUGUAUCUAUAUGAACCGCAUCAGCGCUGAGACCAUCUUCGUCACUGCCCCCCACGAACCCACCUCCGGCAUCAUCGGGGUUAACAAGAAGGGACAGGUGUUGUCAGUGUGUGUGGAGGAGGAGAACAUAGUUAACUAUGCCACCAACGUGCUGCAGAACCCAGACCUGGGCCUGAGGAUGGCCAUGCGUUCUAACCUGGCCGGGGCAGAUGAGUUGUUUGCCAGGAAGUUCAACACGCUGUUCGCCCAGGGUUCCUACGCCGAGGCUGCCAAGGUGGCUGCCUCCACACCAAAGGGUAUCCUGCGUACAGCGGAGACCAUCCGUAAGUUCCAGAGUGUGCCAGGCCAGCCGGGCCAGGCCUCUCCCCUGCUUCAGUACUUUGGCAUCCUGCUGGACGAAGGCCAGCUCAACAAGUUUGAGUCUCUGGAGCUGUGCAGGCCCGUGCUACAGCAGGGACGCAAGCAGCUGCUGGAGAAGUGGCUGAAAGAGGAUAAGCUGGAGUGUUGUGAGGAGCUUGGUGACCUGGUUAAGGCAGUAGAUCCUACUCUGGCCCUCAGCGUCUACCUCAGGGCCAACGUACCCAGCAAGGUGAUCCAGUGCUUCGCUGAGACCGGACAGUUCCAGAAGAUAGUGCUUUACGCCAAGAAGGUGGGCUACUCUCCAGACUGGGUGUUUCUGUUGAGGAAUGUGAUGCGGGUCAGUCCAGAACAGGGUCUACAGUUCUCUCAGAUGCUGGUUGCAGAUGAGGAGCCCCUGGCCAACAUCAACCAGAUAGUGGAUGUGUUCAUGGAGGGCAGUCUGAUCCAGCAGUGCACCUCAUUCCUAUUGGACGCUCUGAAGAACAACCAGCCAGCCGAGGGACACCUACAGACACGCCUACUGGAAAUGAACCUCCUUCAUGCUCCCCAGGUGGCUGACGCAAUCCUGGGAAACCAGAUGUUUAGUCACUAUGACCGAGCCCACAUCGCCCAGCUGUGUGAGAAGGCUGGGCUGCUGCAGAGGGCUCUAGAGCACUACACUGACCUGUUCGACAUCAAAAGGACUCUCGUACACACACACCUGCUCAACCCUGAGUGGCUGGUGAACUUCUUUGGCGCCCUGUCAGUAGAGGACUCGAUAGAGUGUCUUCGGACCAUGUUAUCAGCCAACAUCCGACAGAACCUUCAGCUGUGUGUCCAGGUGGCAUCUAAAUACCACGAACAGCUGGGAACAAAUGCCCUGGUGGAUCUCUUCGAGUCCUUCAAGAGCUUUGAGGGUGUGUUCUACUUCCUGGGUUCCAUAGUGAACUUUAGCCAGGACCCCGACGUUCAUUUUAAAUACAUCCAGGCGGCCUGUAAGACCGGACAGAUCAAGGAGGUGGAACGCAUCUGUAGAGAGAGCAACUGUUACGACCCGGACAGGGUCAAGAACUUCCUAAAGGAGGCUAAACUGACAGACCAGCUGCCUCUGAUCAUAGUGUGUGACCGCUUUGACUUUGUCCAUGACCUGGUUCUCUACCUCUACCACAACACUCUGCAGAAGUACAUUGAGAUCUAUGUUCAGAAGGUGAACCCUAGCCGGCUGCCGGUGGUGAUAGGAGGUCUGUUGGAUGUAGACUGUGCUGAAGAUGUCAUUAAGAACCUGAUCUUGGUGGUGAGAGGACAGUUCUCCACAGACGAGCUGGUGACAGAGGUGGAGAAGAGGAACAGACUGAAGCUGUUGUUGCCGUGGCUGGAGUCUCGUAUCCACGAGGGCUGUGAGGAGCCGGCUACUCACAAUGCCUUGGCUAAGAUCUACAUAGACAGUAACAAUAACCCGGAGCACUUCCUGAAGGAGAACACCUUCUACGACAGCACUGUAGUGGGGAAGUAUUGUGAGAAGAGAGACCCCCAUCUCGCCUGUGUCGCCUAUGAGAGGGGCCAGUGUGACCUGGACCUUAUCAAGGUGUGCAAUGAGAACUCCCUGUUCAAGAGUGAGGCUCGCUACCUGGUCAGACGGAAAGACCCAGAACUAUGGGCCAAUGUUCUAGAGGAGAACAACCCUUAUAGACGCCAACUCAUAGACCAGAUGGUGCAGACAGCUCUGUCAGAGACCCAGGACCCAGAGGAGGUAUCGGUGACUGUCAAGGCCUUUAUGACAGCUGACCUGCCCAAUGAGCUCAUCGAACUACUGGAGAAGAUUGUACUGGACAACUCAGUCUUCAGCGAGCACCGAAACCUCCAGAACCUGUUGAUCCUGACGGCCAUCAAGGCAGACCGGACACGUGUGAUGGAGUACAUCAACCGCCUAGACAACUACGACGCCCCAGACAUCGCUAACAUCGCCAUCAGCAACGAGCUCUUCGAGGAGGCCUUCGCCAUCUUCAAAAAGUUUGACGUCAACACCUCCGCCAUUCAGGUUCUGAUCGAGCAUAUCAGUAACCUGGACAGAGCCUAUGAGUUUGCAGAGCGUUGUAAUGAGGCUGCUGUAUGGAGUCAGCUGGCCAGAGCCCAGCUCCAGAGAGACCUGGUUAAAGAAGCCAUCGACUCCUACAUCAAAGCUGAUGACCCGUCAGCCUACAUGGAGGUGGUCAGCGCGGCCAGCAAGAACGAUAACUGGGAGGAUCUGGUGAAGUUCCUUCAGAUGGCUCGUAAGAAGGCCCGGGAGUCCUACGUAGAGACAGAACUCAUCUUUGCUCUGGCUAAAACUGGCAGACUGGCCGAACUAGAUGAGUUUGUUAACGGCCCUAACAAUGCCCAUAUACAACAGGUGGGAGAUAGGUGUUUUGAGGAGAGCAUGUAUGAUGCUGCCAAGCUGCUGUAUAAUAAUGUGUCCAACUUUGCCCGCCUGGCGUCCACGCUGGUCCACCUAGGAGAGUACCAAGCUGCUGUGGACAGCGCCAGGAAAGCCAACAGCACACGCACCUGGAAGGAGGUGUGUUUUGCGUGUGUGGCUGGGGAGGAGUUUCGGUUGGCUCAGAUCUGUGGUCUUCACAUCGUCAUCCACGCUGAUGAACUGGAGGAGCUCAUCAGUGACUAUCAGGACCGGGGCUAUUAUGAGGAGCUGAUAGCCCUGUUGGAGGCAGCAUUGGGUUUGGAGCGCGCUCACAUGGGCAUGUUCACAGAGCUGGCCAUCCUCUACUCCAAAUUCAAACCCCAGAAGAUGAGAGAACAUCUGGAACUCUUCUGGUCCCGUGUCAACAUCCCUAAGGUGCUGCGAGCGGCGGAGCAGUCCCACCUGUGGGCGGAGCUAGUGUUUCUGUAUGAUAAAUACGAGGAGUAUGACAAUGCUGUCCUCACGAUGAUGUCACACCCUACUGACGCAUGGAAGGAGGUGCAGUUCAAGGACAUCAUCGCCAAGGUGGCCAAUGUGGAGCUGUACUACAAAUCCCUUUCCUUUUACCUGGAUUACAAACCUCUGCUGACAAACGACCUUCUAACCAUACUAUCACCACGGUUAGACCACAGCCGGGUGGUCACAUACUUCACCAAGAUGAACCAGUUGAAGUUGGUAAAGCCUUACCUGCGGUCAGUCCAGAGUCACAACAACAAGGGAGUCAACGAGGCCCUCAAUAACCUACUGACAGAGGAGGAGGACUACCAGGGUCUUAGGGCAUCGAUCGAUGCGUAUGGUAACUUUGACACCAUUGUUCUGGCCAUGAGACUGGAGAAGCAUGAGCUGAUUGAGUUCAGACGCAUCGCAGCAUACCUCUACAAAGGCAACAACCGCUGGAGACAGAGCGUGGAACUCUGCAAGAAGGACAAAUUAUACAAGGAUGCAAUGCUGUAUGCUGCCGAGUCUAAGGAUGCAGAGUUGGCUGAGACCCUGCUGCAGUGGUUCCUUGAGGAGGGUAGGAAGGAGUGUUUCGCUGCCUGUCUGUUUGCCUCCUAUGACCUGCUGCACCCUGAUGUGGUGCUGGAGCUGGCCUGGAGACACAACAUCAUGGACUUUGCCAUGCCAUACUUCAUCCAGGUCAUGAGGGAGUAUCUCACCAAGGUGGACAAACUGGAGGAGUCAGAAAGCCAAAGGAAGACUGAGGAAAAAGUCCCAGAUCCCACCCCCAUAGUGUUUGGUCAACAGCUGAUGUUGACAGCAGGUUCCGCUCCAGUGGCUCCCCAGCCAGGAUAUCCAGGAGGCUAUGGAUACACUGCUCCAGGCUACCCCACCCAGCCCCCCCUACGGCUACAACAUGUAGACCACCUCUACCCCAUUCAGCCCCCCUACGGCUACAACAUGUAGACCACCUCUACCCCACCCAGCCCCCCCUACGGCUACAACAUGGGUCCAUGCAUCUCAAAUGGGCCAAUAGUGCUCCAGUCAGAAGUAGUGUCCUAUAUAGGCUUUAAGGUGUCCAUUUGGGUUGCAGAUCAUGUAGAGCACAAGGCCCCAGUAACCCCACAUCCCAACCCCUCUUACACAACCUGAAUCACACUUACCCUACACGGGGAUCAAAUACAUUACAGAUGCAGCUUGCUUAUGGAUUCAAUAUGGAUUCCCUGCCUUGAAACCCAUAAUACACAAUCUCUCUACUCUGUGAGACACCUAGGACACUCCAAACCUCAGCCCCACCAUCACCACACCCAACUCAACCAAAAAGACCUCUUUGCUCCCAUCUCCUCACUCCCCACCUCCUCUUGCUCCCCCUCCCUCUCCAAUGGACUAGAGCAAGGCUAACUGACCCCUCUACUUAGGCUGGCCUGACCAGCCCCCCCCAUUCACCACUGCACAGCAUGGCGACAGCUCUUAGCUCCUAGAGAAAAUAGCUAGCAGGUAAAAGCUAACGUACAGUACACCACUCUGUCCAGGUAUAUUCUAUCACUGUUCCAUAGACUGUAUCAACCAUAGAGCAGCUUUUUUAAAUAUUUGUUUUUCUAGAGAUGAUAAUAGAGUACUGGUAGUGGAGACUUUUACUGAGGAGCCAGAGAGGGAGUGGGUGAAGGGCUCAUCACGCAGUGCCCCUGCCCUCUGAGCACAGCUUGGCCUUGUACAGGAGGUGUCAACUUUGAGUCAUUUUUCAAGUUUGUUUCACCACUCUCAUACGUUUGGUUCACCACUCUCCUACGUUUGGUUCACCACUCUCCUACGUUUGGUUCACCACUCUCCUACGUUUGGUUCACCACUCUCCUACGUUUGGUUUCACCACUCUCCUACGUUUGGGUUCACCACUCUCCUACGUUUGGUUCACCACUCUCCUACGUUUGGUUCACCACUCUCCUACGUUUGGUUCACCACUCUCCUACGUUUGGUUUCACCACUCUCCUACGUUUGUUUCACCACUCUCAUACGUUUGUUUCACCACUCUCCUACGUUUGGUUCACCACUCUCCUACGUUUGGUUCACCACUCUCCUACGUUUGGUUUCACCACUCUCCUACGUUUGGUUCACCACUCUCCUACGUUUGGUUCACCACUCUCCUACGUUUGGUUCACCACUCUCCUACGUUUGGUUCACCACUCUCCUACGUUUGGUUCACCACUCUCCUACGUUUGGUUCACCACUCUCCUACGUUUGGUUUCACCACUCUCCUACGUUUGGUUUCACCACUCUCCUACGUUUGGUUUCACCACUCUCCUACGUUUGGUUUCACCACUCUCCUACGUUUGGUUUCACCACUCUCCUACGUUUGGUUUCACCACUCUCCUACGUUUGGUUCACCACUCUCCUACGUUUGGUUCACCACUCUCCUACGUUUGGUUUCACCACUCUCCUACGUUUGGUUUCACCACUCUCCUACGUUUGGUUUCACCACUGUUUCUGUUCAAUAGUUUUUGUUUGUCCAUCUGAACAGGUACUAUGUGUUGAAUACGCAACACUAUACAGUACUAUGGAAUAGGAACACUAGUUAUUGGUAUUAUGGUGUACUUUUACUGUGUGUAAUUUAUCAAGCAUGUAGGGAUAUGUUGACAACACCAAGACUGGGGAGGUUUGCAUUGAUUCUCCUCUCCAAAUGCUCAUGUGCUAGCUGAUAAUAUCUAAGUUAACCUGGACGUUUGGGUCUCUCCACUUAACACUGUGAUGUAUGGUACACGAUCCCACAGCUCUGGAGUUGAUGAUGAUGAUGUGAAACAUAACUGCUAAAUGCUGAUGUCUGCAUGUGCUGCCAAACAUAUAAUGCUGUAACAAUGCAACCAGGAGCACAAUGUCCAUGUUAUGCAUUUAAUAACAAGUAUUACCUAUGUUGUGUUCAAGGCUGAACACAUGUAUUUUGAAGCCUUUACUGUCCCACCACGGACACCAACUAACAGGAGUGUGAAGGAAGUCCAAUAUUACACAAAGGAGAAUAAACAUAAGAGGGAAUAGAACUCCUGUAUGUCCCUGUGCCAGUGAUCCAGAGUUAUUUAAUGUACUGAAGAAACAUUGUAGAAUUUAUGAUAUGUUGUUAUACUUAAAGAAAGAAGUUCUGUAUGAUAGAAUACCAUACAGUAUGCAUUGUCUAUAGUGUAUUGUUGUAGUUGGUCAUAAACAUGAUACUUGAAAAUAAAAUAAAAUUGACAGUAUACAAAAAGAGCAGAUUACAAACAUGAAACUCUUCAGAACGAUUGCUUGCAGCAGCCAUCAUUCUAGGGUUUGUUUUCUUCCUCAAGUAGCACAUGUCUAGUGAGAAUAUUCUGGAAAACUACCGCCAUGGUUUAUGGGUAAAUCUGGCCUCAUGCAUCCGGAGCUGUGCCACGAUAUUGUACAAAUGUUGGCUUGAGGUUUGUAGAAAACACUGAAAUCUGACCUGUGUACACCCAUUACUCUCUGUUCAAGACAAGUGUUCUCAAGGAUAAUAAAGUUUACACACACA